AUGGAUUUCGAAAAGCAAAGCUACUGGCGCGAUCGUUUCGCCCGCGAGGAAUCAUUCGAGUGGCUUGUCACCUCCUCAGACCUCAUGGCCACCCUCGACCCGCUCCUCGCCAGCCUGUCCCUCGGCCCCGACGCCCGCAUCUGCCACCUCGGCUUCGGCACCAGCGACCUGCAGAACCACUUUCGCGCCCGGGGCUUCUCCGCCAUCACAAACCUCGACUACGAGCCCCUCGCCUGCGAGCGCGGCCGCGCCCUUGAGGUGACCCGCUUCGGCGACUCAAGGAUGGAGUUUCGCGUCGCGGACGUCACGCAGCUGCCAGCCGACCUGGGCGCGUUCGACCUCAUCGUCGACAAGAGCACCGUCGACGCCGUGGCAUGUGGGGGCGACGACAUGGUGCUGAGAAUGGGGAAGGGGGUCGAGAGGUGUCUGAAGCCCGGGGCCGUGUGGGUUUCGCUGAGUUACUCGUCGGCCCGAUUCUCGGACGAGCGUCUCCCGUUCGAUGUUGAGGUACUGCACAAGUUUCCCGUGCCCAAGAUGAGCCCGACAGAGCCGGAUGUGUUCCACUGGUGUUAUCUGCUGAGGCAGCGGGCGCCGGGUGUGAGGCAGGGAAGGGCGGAACUGGAGGGGGCGGAUCGGGUCUCUGGGGAGACGUGCGGGAGUGGGUUUCAGUAUGAGAGGGAAAGCCGAACCACAAUGGAAAGGGCGACUGUUUCUUGA
This is a messenger RNA of Verticillium alfalfae VaMs.102, 717 nucleotides long. RefSeq lists its product as hypothetical. The coding region runs from base 1 to 717 and encodes 238 amino acids. Gene Ontology annotation, molecular function: S-adenosylmethionine-dependent methyltransferase activity. Lineage: Eukaryota; Fungi; Ascomycota; Sordariomycetes; Glomerellales; Plectosphaerellaceae. The transcript has a single exon. The record is from RefSeq and is a predicted model, not a curated record.